AUGGCCGUCAACCUUGACAACAUUCCCGACGAUGUCCUUUUGGGUCUGCUCGCCGCCUGCGCUAUUGGCGACAGGCAGCGGACCUGCCGGAGACUCAAGACUCUCCACGACGACUCGGACACGCUGCAGUAUGAGCUAGAGCUCGUAGCUGCGGGGUUGAAAGAGUCGCCCCCGCUUGUCCCCGAGACCGUAUUCCGCCCUCCAGCAAGCAUGUCCCGCACAGGCAACGUCAUGGUCUGCCACACCGGCGCUCCCCACACCUUUGUGUACUACCCCAAGAAGGUGGAGCAGGAGACCUGGGCCCCCUGGCAGAAACAUCGGCCCGACAUUACUGUCCCCCAAUUGCCAGCUCCCGGACGUGGUGCUCUGUCGAUCAGGGAGAAGCGAGAGCGGCUCCGAGACCGCGAGGAACGGUGGCUAUCCGUUCUUCCUGCCGUCACUCGUACCAUGCGCUUUGAUGGGACUUUUAACCCCAACUGGAUGGUGUUCAACGGCGGGGUCAUGCUGCAGACAACGGGUUACCAGUUACCUCCGCCAUUGACCAUCCUCGGCGGCAUCAUCGGCCUGACGUGCGACCUCGACAAUGUCCAGGUGUUUGGAACAACCGUCGCGGCCAAGGUUGUAUUCUCCAAACGUGGCAGCGAGUUUUGCGUCCCCGUCAUUUACAUGUGGAACUGGGUUACGGGGGAGCUUUUUGGAGAAAUCGUCGGGCACCGAUCUCGCACCCAUGCCGACAACAUUGAGCUCCUGAGCGAGCGUACGGUGCUUAUCUGCAGCGGAAACUGGUUUGUUGGGGGCAAGGAAACCGUCCCCAUGUGCUUUGACAUCUGGACCAUCCCCGAGAACGAACCACUGGGUGACAAGUUUCCCGGGCAACCCGAUAUGGGCAAGUGGCCUCACCCAGGAGUGUGCAUUGUCCAUCUCGAUAUGCCGCGGCUCAAACAACAGUGCUACGAGAUCUGGAUUACGCCGUUACGGCAAGGUGCAGCGACACGCGCCGUCGGAGGAAGUCCGUUCGUCCCCGAUGACCAACGAGGUGUCAUUCGCGUAUCUUUCUGGGCGCGGAACCAGUACAACAUUUAUGUUCUCCGUGAGACGCUGCUCGAGAUGGCACGCGCGGGCGAGGAGCGUGUCCGAGGGCCGCUUCGCGAGCGUCUAACCACCGCGACGCUGAACGCGCUGUACAACGACCAUGGUCUGGCCUUGUGCAAUGUGCCUGGGUGUACCUGCACCUGGACGUUUGGUGGGUUCCGACCUGGGGCGCCUGUGGACCCAUGGCAGGGGAACGAUGAGCGAGGCCGCACAUUCUCGUCCACGCAUGACAAUCCCGUGCUCCGUCGAUACACAUGGAGCGCAUGGGGGCCAGAGAACUCGAGGAUGGCAUAUACAAACGAGGGACCGAAUACCGGUCAUGCCCGCAUCCUUCGCAAGUACGCGACUGCCGCGUACCGGGACGUGCUUGUUCACCUCGAUAGCGGGUAUGCCGCCAUCGAGGUGCGCGACUUUUCGCCAGCUCUCGUCGCCAAGGUCACGGCUGGUGAGCUGCCAGAGCUGCCGCCGGACGUCGAGGUGGCCGUGUCGGCGUUUGGCGAGCUGGUGGCCGACCAUGUCUGGGUUGACGAUGUCUUUACGUCGUUACCCUACGUAACCAUCACGCGUAGGCUGCGUGCAUCUCCGUUCAUACCCCAGGUGGGGCCGCAGCAGGUGCUGUCGCUCGUGGCGGCUGAUGAGCAACGGCUCUGCUACGGGGCAAUACAGAAGCUUGAUGGCGUGGACGGAGCCGGCGUUUCUGUGUACAAGACCGAGCUGAUGGUCUUGUGUAUGUAG
Vanrija pseudolonga is the source of this 1827-nucleotide messenger RNA. RefSeq lists its product as uncharacterized. NCBI's taxonomy places the organism in Eukaryota, Fungi, Basidiomycota, Tremellomycetes, Trichosporonales, Trichosporonaceae. The record is from RefSeq and is a predicted model, not a curated record. The transcript is spliced from 6 exons. Bases 1 to 1827 code for a protein of 608 amino acids.